Oncorhynchus keta (chum salmon) is the source of this 4296-nucleotide messenger RNA. It is a transcript of the gene iqgap1, whose product is annotated as IQ motif containing GTPase activating protein 1. Gene Ontology annotation, cellular component: cytoplasm; nucleus. The record is from RefSeq and is a predicted model, not a curated record. Bases 214 to 4281 code for a protein of 1355 amino acids. The transcript is spliced from 30 exons. Lineage: Eukaryota; Metazoa; Chordata; Actinopteri; Salmoniformes; Salmonidae. Gene Ontology annotation, molecular function: GTPase activator activity; actin filament binding; calmodulin binding. Gene Ontology annotation, biological process: regulation of actin cytoskeleton organization; regulation of GTPase activity.
GUGACAUCAGUUAGGUUUGAAGAAGAAAAAAAGUCUCAGCUCUCGACUCAAACCGUGCAGUGGAGCAACAAGGGGGCCGAGAGCGCCUUCCCGACUUUUUCAAAUAUAUAGCCCGCAAAGAGAACUGGACGAAACUAUAGGCUAUCAUCUCAACUACUAUAACUUGACCUCGUCAACCCGGGGAGUGAGGAUUAUAACACUUAUUCAGAGAAUAUGUCAACCUCAGACGAGGCAGACGGGCUUCGGCCGAGAUAUGGGUCCGUUCUGGAUGGUGUCGAGCGACUCACAGCAGAGGAGAUGGACGAGAGGAGGCAGCAGAACAUGGCCUACGAAUACCUCUGUCAUCUCGAGGAGGCUAAACGGUGGAUGGAGGCGUGUCUGGACGAGGAGCUCCCGCCCACCACAGAGCUGGAGGAAGGGCUUAGGAACGGGGUGUACCUGGCCAAACUCGGCAACUUCUUCGCCCCACAAACCGUUUCCAUCAAGAAAAUCUACGACCGUGAGCAGACCCGCUACAAGGCCACUGGGCUUCAUUUUAGACAUACAGACAAUGUCAUCCAGUGGCUAAACGCCAUGACAGAGAAGGGCCUGCCGAAGAUCUUCUAUCCAGAGACUACAGACAUCUAUGAUAGGAAGAACAUGCCGCGCUGCAUCUACUGCAUACAUGCUCUCAGUUUGUACCUGUUCAAGCUUGGUCUAGCCCCUCAGAUCCAGGACCUGUAUGGCAAGGUGGACUUCACAGAGGAGGAGAUUAACAACAUGAAGAGUGAACUGGAGAAGUACGGAAUCCAGAUGCCUGCCUUCAGCAAGAUUGGUGGCAUCCUGGCCAAUGAGCUGUCAGUGGAUGAGGCUGCGUUGCAUGCAGCAGUGAUAGCCAUCAAUGAGGCCAUAGACCAGGGGGUUCCCGAGGGCACCAUGGCUGCCAUGCAGAACCCCAACGCCAUGCUGCUUCAGAUGAACACCUGCUCUGCCCAGCACUACCAGGACAUGCUGCACAGUGCCAAGGCUGAAAAGGUGGCCAACUCACGCAAACGGCUGGGGGAGAACUCUGACGCAGAGAGAGAUGUCUAUGAAGAGCUCCUCACACAGGCUGAGAUCCAGGGCAACGUCAACAAGGUCAACUUGACCAGUUCCCUGAGUGCAGCCGAGCAGGCCCUGCUGAGUGGUGAUGAAGACCGGCUGUAUGAGGCACUUCGCUCCCAGGCUUUGGGCCUACACCGCCUGCAGGCCCAGAACAAGGGCUGGUACCUCAAACAGCUGAUGGCGGCCCGCGAGGACAAAGAACAGAAUUCUCCAGGAGAGGUGCUGACUAAAGAUGAGUUGCAAACUGGAGUAGAUGCAGCCAAUGGGAUUGCAGCAGGUUACCAGAAAAUGUUGCAGGCGGUGGAGAGGAUAAACGCGGCUGUCAGAGCGGGUGUGCCCGAGAACACGGCAGCAGAGCUGAUGAACCCUGAUGCCCAGCUGCCCGAGGUCUACCCCAGCGCUGCCGACCUCUAUCAGAGAGAGCUGACCAGCCUGCAGCAGCAGAGCCCAGAUGGUUCUCUGUCCCAUCCGGAGCUGCUGGUUGCCGUGGAGAUGUUGUCGUCGGUGGUGUUGAUAAAUAGGGCGUUGGACGUGGGCGACCGGAAUUCCAUGUGGAGACAACUGGCCAGCGCCGUUACUGGACUCAGUAACGUAGAGGACGAAUACGCACAGAGGUAUAUGGAUGAAUUGAUGCGGCUGAAGGCAGUGGCCAGGGAGGAAGGCAGUGACUAUCUGACCUGGAAUGACAUCCAGGCCUGUGUUGACCAGGUCAACUUGACCAUACAGGAGGAGCACGAACGUAUUGUGGCCAUCGGUCAGAUCAAUGAAGCUCUGGAUGGGGGAGACCCACAGAACACCCUAGAAGCCCUCCUGCACUCUGCAGCCAAGCUAACAGACGUAGACCCCUCUGUCGCCCAGCACUACUACGACAAACUGCUUGAGGCCCGCAGGGAGAAGGGACAUGAGACCGAGGACCCCUCUGCUGUGCUCUGGUUGGAUGAGAUCCAGAACGCCAUACUGAUGUCCAAUAAGGAUACACAGGAGGCCAAGCAGUUCUCCCAGGCCAUCCAGGCCAUCAACAGCGCGGUGGACAGUGGCGAGGCGACUAAGACCCUGGCUGCGCUGCGCUCCCCUGGGGCCGGCCUCUACGGAGUCACCCCUGAGUGUGUCCAGAACUACCAGGACGACCUGGCCAAGAUCAAACUGGACAAGACUCAGGAUGGUGACAACGGCAGUGACUGGAUGAAGCACUGGGUGAAGGGAGGACACAACUACUACUACAACCUGAAGACAGGAGAGGGCUCCUGGACUGAACCUGCAGACUUCCUCCAGAACAACAGCCAGCUCAACAAGGAGGACAUCCAGUCUGUGGUUUCCGGGGUGACCACCACCUAUAACCGGGAGCAGCUGUGGCUGGCCAAUGAGAGCCUGAUUGCCAAGCUGCAGGCCGGAUGCCGCGGCUACCUGGUGAGGAAAGGCCUGAAGGAGAGAAAAGACUUCCUGAAAUCUCAGGACCCAGCCAUUACCACCAUACAGGCUCAUUUUAGAGGCUACAAGCAGAGGAAGGUCUACAUAAAGAGGAAGGAAUACCUGAAUGACCACAGUGAGGAUGCUGUAAAGAUCCAGUCGAUGGUGAGGAUGCACCAAGCUCGCAAGAAGUACAGAGACCGCCUGAAGCACUUCAAGGACCAUAUCAAUGAUGUGGUGAAGAUCCAGGCGUUCAUCAGAGCCAACAAAGCCAGAGACGACUACAAGACACUCAUCAACGCUGACGAUCCUCCCAUGGCGGUGGUGCGCAAGUUCGUCCACCUCCUGGACCACAGCGACCAGGACUUUCAGGAAGAGCUGGACUUGAUGAGGCUCCGGGAGGAGGUGGUCACCAACAUCCGCUCCAACCAGCAGCUGGAGAAUGACCUGAACCUGAUGGACAUCAAGAUCGGCCUGCUGGUCAAGAACAAGAUCACCCUGCAGGAGGUGGUGUCGCACAGCAACAAGCUGACCAAGAAGAACAAGGGCGAGCUGUCCAACCUGAUGAUGAUGAACAAACAGAGAGGAGGCCUGAAGGCUCUGAGCAAGGAGAAGAGGCUCAAGCUGGAGGCCUAUCAGUAUCUUUUCUACCUGCUGCAGACCAACCCCACCUACCUGGCCAAGCUGAUCUUCCAGAUGCCCCAGAAUAAGUCCACUAAGUUCAUGGACUCUGUGAUCUUCACCCUGUAUAACUACGCCUCCAACCAAAGAGAGGAGUACCUGCUGCUCAAACUCUUCAAGACCGCCCUGCAGGAGGAGAUCAAAUCCAAAGUGGAUCAGAUCCAGGAGAUCGUCACGGGAAACCCCACGGUCAUCAAGAUGGUGGUGAGUUUCAACCGUGGCGCCCGAGGCCAGAAUGCACUGCGUCAGAUCCUGGCACCUGUCGUCAAGGAAAUCAUGGACGACAAGACGCUGAACAUCAAGACUGACCCGGUGGACAUCUACAAGAGCUGGGUCAACCAGAUGGAGACACAAACUGGAGAGGCCAGUAAACUACCCUAUGAGGUAACACCAGAGCAGGCUAUGAGUCAUGAGGAGGUGCGCACUCGCCUGGAAGCGUCCAUCAAGAACAUGAGGACGGUCACAGACAAGUUCCUGUCCGCCAUCAUUGUCUCUGUGGACAAAAUCCCGUAUGGGAUGCGUUUCACCUCCAAGGUGCUGAAGGACACACUCCAUGAGAAGUUCCCCGACGCUACAGAGGACGAGCUUCUUAAGAUCGUGGGUAACCUGCUGUACUACCGCUACAUGAAUCCGGCCAUCGUGGCGCCCGACGCCUUCGACAUCAUCGACCUGUCGGCCGGAGGUCAGCUGACCACAGACCAACGGCGGAACCUGGGCUCCAUCGCCAAGAUGCUGCAGCAUGCCGCGUCCAAUAAGAUGUUCUUGGGGGACAACGCCCACCUCAACCCCAUCAACGAGUACCUCAGCAGCUCCUACCAGAAGUUCAGGCGUUUCUUCUUGGCGGCGUGUGACGUCCCGUCAUUGGAGGACAAGUUCAAUGUGGAUCAGUACUCUGACCUGGUCACGCUUCAGAAACCUGUCAUCUACAUCUCUAUAGGGGAGGUCAUCAACACACACACGCUGCUGUUGGACCACCAGGAUGCCAUCGCCUCGGAGCACAACGACCCCAUCCACGAGCUGCUGGAAGACCUGGGAGAGGUGCCCACCAUAGAGUCCCUCAUCGGUCAGUACCGUAGAUAUGCCAGAGUCCCUCAUCGGUCAGUACCGUAGAUAUGCCAGAGUCCC